Aethina tumida (small hive beetle) is the source of this 1745-nucleotide messenger RNA. RefSeq names its product zinc finger protein Noc. Gene Ontology annotation, cellular component: nucleus. The record is from RefSeq and is a predicted model, not a curated record. NCBI's taxonomy places the organism in Eukaryota, Metazoa, Arthropoda, Insecta, Coleoptera, Nitidulidae. Bases 112 to 1488 code for a protein of 458 amino acids. The transcript has 2 exons. Gene Ontology annotation, biological process: negative regulation of DNA-templated transcription.
GCCGCAGAACGUAGUCGAGCUUCGAAGUAUAUAGAUCUGUUCUCACGAACACUUAUUCCGUGAAUCGUUUACCUGUGAGUGUGUUUACUGUUUAAAUAGUAUUUUUCACAAAUGGUUGUGCUAGAAGGAGGCGGAAUGUUGUCGACUGCUGCCAACCAAUACUUACAACCGGAUUAUCUGUCACCUCUGCCUGCUACGCUUGACGCAAAAAAGAGCCCUUUAGCUCUGCUCGCGCAAACAUGCAGCCAAAUCGGUGCGGACAGUCCAUCAACCAAAUCCUUAAUUAGCCCUUUAGAAAAGAAGAAAUCAACUUCAGAGACGAGAAAUUCGCCCAACUCGCGUGACAAACCCGAAAAGUUGUCUCAAAGGUCCACGCCGACGGAAACGAAACUCGCCUUCAAACCAUACGAAACAAACGUAGUGUCCAAAAAAGAGGAGCGUCCAUCGUCCAAAUCCAGUGUGCACAACAACGAAGAGAAAAAGGAGUCUUCCACUCCAGAUAUCAAAUCAGUCUCGCCAGCUAACAGCAGUUCAGCAACUCCAAACCCAGAGGCAGGUAAAACGUCCCCGUCGUCGGAACAAAAAUCGUCGUCCCCGUCGGGCGGCCAUACAAGCCCCAUCAUUCGCUCCGGACUGGAAAUUCUCCAGGGCCACCCGAAGGAUAGCCCCUUGGGAACGUACAAACCCGGUGCACUAACAUCAGGACUUAGCAGUGGUUUAAGUGGACAUUUGAGUUCUUUGUGUUGUCCCCCAGGACUUGAACAUACGAAUCCCGCGUUCAGGCCGCCUUUUCCCGGUGCGCCUUUCUCGCACCACCAUGCCGCGAUGCUAGCUUCGGGUUAUCCCGGUGCUACUCCUGGACCUUACUUAAGUUACACCCGCGUUAAAACGCCGUCGGGAGGUGAAGCCUUAGUUCCAGUGUGUAAAGAUCCGUACUGUACUGGCUGUCAAUUCAGCAUGCAGAACCAACAACUGUUGAUGAGUGGAGCUUCUGGACCUUGCCCAUCGGGUUGUACCCAAUGCGACCACCAGAAAUACAAUUUGGCGAUGGCUAUGUCGUUAGUACCACCGGGUCCGGUACCGCCGUCCAGCCUGGCGUAUCCACACUUGGGACGUCCGUAUAUUUGUAACUGGAUCUCCGGCGACGCGUACUGUGGUAAAAGAUUUAUGUCUUCGGAAGAACUUCUUCAGCACUUGAGGACGCACACCAGCGGCUCCGAUGCUGCUGUGACGACUUCCACGGCAUCUUCUCUGCUGAGUCCACAUCCGUUGUUCUCUUCCGCGUCGGCUCUACAUAGGCCGGGUUAUCCCAAUCCUCCUUUGAGUCCGUUAUCGGCAGCGAGGUACCAUCCGUAUGGCAAGCCUCCAAUACCAACGUCUUUGGCGGCUUCCCCAUACAGCGCUUUCAAUCCCACAGCACUGGGGCCGUAUUAUUCUCCAUAUUCGGUUUAUGGGCAGAGGUUGGGCGCUGCCGCUGUACACCCAUAGUGAUAAAUGAUUAACUGUUUAUGAUGGAUAAUUGUUUCUGUCCAUUUACCCUUCUGUGAUAAAUUGUAUAUAGAUUUCUCAAAACUAAAUUAUCAAGUGCAAUCUGAAUGGAAAUUUAUUUAGGUUAUAUGUAUGUCCAAAUUUCUUAAGUUAUUUUAAUUGUAUCUCAUUUAUUACCUAAGUUUGUCCGAGAACAAUUGGUAUAGACUUACAAUGUUGAGUUUUAAUAAUGCUUUAAUAAAAACAUUUGUAGUUCA